AACGUAAUCAGUGCCGGGGAGGUUAUGGUCAACGCGAAACCCAAACAAAAAACGCUUCAAGCGGAAGCCAGAAAGAAUCCUGACCGUCUGACGACGAAAGAAAAGUGGAUAAACAAUGGCAUCAGCAACAUCUUUGCCCAAGGCCAACAGUGCUUUCUCUCUGGCUUUGCUCAAACAGCUGAGCAACAACAAGACGGGAAACAUCUUUCUCACCCUGUUCAGCAUCUCUUCAGCCCUGGCUAUGGUGAUGCUGGGGGCCAGAGGCAACACAGCCACACAGAUGUCAGAGUGCUUGCAAGCCAAGGAUUGUUGGGGUGAUGUUCACAGCAGCUUUGCCAAACUUCUCACUGAACUCAACAGGCCAGAGGCUCUAUUUACCUUCACUGUUGCUAACAGACUGUACAGAGAGAAGUCCUGCCCCUUUACUCAGAAAUUCUUAAUACAAAGCAAGAAACAUUACAGCACAGAGCUGGAGUCUGUGGACUUCAAGACCAGGUCUGAAGAAGUUAGGAUUAAUGUCAACAACUGGAUGCAGCAACAAACACCAGGUAACAUCACAGAGGUGGUGGAUGAAGAUGAUUUGAGUGAACUGACCAGGCUGGUGUUGUUCACUGCCACCCACUUCAGAGGCAGCUGGAUUAAAGAUUUCUCGUGGUUUGAAACUUAUGAUGCUCAAUUUUGGCUUAAUAAGCUGAAGAAGGAGCUGACCUAUAAAAAGUUUGUGGCUUGGACUCAUCCAGGCAAGAUGCAAACAUGUUACAUUGAUGUGAGGCUGCCUCAGUUUACACUGGAGGAGACGUAUGACCUGAACACAGUCCUGAGCAGCAUGAGCAUGGUGGACGUCUUUGAUCACACAAAGUGUGACUUCUCUGGCAUGUCUGGGCACAAAGAUCUGGUACUUUCAAAAGUCAUCCACAAGGCUUUUGUGAAGGUCCACGAGAAGGCAACUGAGGCUACUUUUGUGGAUAUGUGUUGGGGUGAAGCUAUGUGUUCGUUUGAGCUUCAGUCGGGCAAGAUAAUGCGGGGCAAUUUAAAAUCCUUCAUCGCAGACCACCUCUUCCUCUUCUUCAUCAGACAUAACCCCACCAUGAACAUCCUGUUUGCUGGUCGGUUCUGCUGCCCUGUGUGAGCUCUGUGUCCUUUAGAGCAGCUCAGUACCAGAAGUCUUUAGUGUUUAGUUGGAGAACCUUUCAAAAUCACUGCACAACAGCGCUGUAUCCAUAUUAAUAUACAGCUCUCUACUAUCAGUUUUUUUCUAUGUUUUGUAUCUCAUAUUUUGUAUUUUUCUAUUUUCAAAACUUUCUUAUCUUUAAUGUUAUCUGUUCAGAUGUUUAUACCAUACUCUUCUAAUGUCCCAUCUUCUGAUCAGAAAUUUAUCAAACAGUGUUUAGUGGCUGAAAUGAGACAAACUGCUGCAUGAUGUAUAAUUUACAUUUGAUCUUAAUUUUUCAUUCACCUCACACUGGCCGGUUCAGGACAAUUAGCACAUACAAUGCUCAGUUCUGCACUUGAUGGUGACCAGGAGAUGGUAUCUGUAUAUUCUUGUCUCAUUGUGGCAGGUUGUGAAUUUCAGUAUACAGUAAUUAGGCCUCAGUAUAUAGAAGUCAUGAACACAAAUAUCUGAGAUCAUGAUGGAGCUGUGUCAUGUCUGAUAUUGACAUGGCUUUAGAAUACCAGCUCUGAAUCAAUAAUGUGUCAUGUUAUAUCCUUGUUGCUUUGAUUCCUCUCUCCUUGUCUCUUCCUUGCCUCCUUCGUACACAUCACUGGUGGAAGGGACUAACGUCAAGGAGAGGAGGCAAGGAAAGGAAUGCAGGAUGUACAAUCUGAGAAAUUAAAAGAAAGGGAAUGUUUUUGUUUCCUGCAUUUUAUAUAAAGUUUAUAAUAAGUAUAAACUCUUCAUGACAUUAUUUUUGGAAGUAUCCCCGCUCUGAUCUGAGUGCUUGAAUCAUAUGAUAAAUACAAACACCUACAAGAUAUUAUGGUAAUGCAAAUAAAACUAAAUAAAAGAACAUCCAUUCAAACCA
Messenger RNA from Oreochromis niloticus (Nile tilapia), 2024 nucleotides. Its product is annotated as serpin B6. Gene Ontology annotation, molecular function: serine-type endopeptidase inhibitor activity. The coding region runs from base 116 to 1129 and encodes 337 amino acids. The transcript is spliced from 7 exons. Gene Ontology annotation, biological process: negative regulation of endopeptidase activity. The record is from RefSeq and is a predicted model, not a curated record. Lineage: Eukaryota; Metazoa; Chordata; Actinopteri; Cichliformes; Cichlidae.